Messenger RNA from Thlaspi arvense, 4539 nucleotides. The record is from the annotation of a GenBank genome assembly. Lineage: Eukaryota; Viridiplantae; Streptophyta; Magnoliopsida; Brassicales; Brassicaceae.
AUGGACUCAAAGGCGGUAACACCAGAGCAAAAUCCUUUUUACGCUUCGGGGCCAUCAGGAAAAACCUAUGCUUCCGUUGUCGCCGCCGCUGCAGCCGCCAGUAAGGAGGGUGUGGCUGUGAGUAGUGCGAAGGAGUUCGAUUCCUCAUCCGAGGCCGUGUCUGGAAAUUCGGAAAAGGGUAUUGUUGGUGGAGCCGAUAAUUUAUCUGACACCGAGAAGGAGAAGGAGGAGAAGUCGAGUUUGGAGGCUGGAGGCGAUGGAAAAAUUUCCGACGAGGGGGAUUCCUUGAAGGAGGAUUCCGUUACCCCUGAGGCUGCUUCAUCGUUAUCUCCGAAGCCAGAUGUUGUUUCGGAGAAAACAAUUGGAGAAGAUGGUGUUGGGGUUACCGAGGAGAACACGAAGGUUGAAGAGCGUGCGGAUGAUAUUGAAAACGAUGGUGAGACUAAGCUUGAGAAUGGGAGCGUUGAUGUUGGAGAGAAACAGCCUUCCAGGGAAGAGAUAGUGGAUGAGAAUCUGGAGAUGGAGAGGGAGGAAAGUGGGGAAGUUGAGAAUAAAGUGAAGGGUGUGGAAGAAGAAGCUGUUGGAUCAAAAAAAGAUGAGGAGGUACCAAGGGGAGAUGGAACCGAUGAGGAGGAGAGUGAGUUGAGUGGAAAAGUUGAUGUUGACGACAAAAGGGAUGAUGUUAUCGAAGAAGAGGGCGAGAAGUUAACUAAUAAAGGAGACUUCUCUGUGGACUCGUCCACUAUAGAAUCUGUGCAUGUUGAUGUGGCGAAACCAGGGGUGGCUGUUGUAGGGGAGGUAGAGGGAAGUGAGGAGAUGAAGAUUAAAGCCGAUGGUGAAAAUCUUGAAGUGGCUAAUAAGUUUGAUCAGAUUGGCGAUGAUGAUGGUGGUGGAUUUGACCUUGAGUCUGACAAGGCCAUUGAGGGGGUAGAAGAAAAGCUGGCUACUGGAGCAGACUCCUCUGAACUAGAAUCUGCUGAUACCAAUGCUGCAGAAUCAGAGGCUGUCGAGAGUGGAACUGAACCAAACGAUGUGGAAGAAGGUAAUGGAUCGGAGAAGAGUGUGACUUACGCUGAAGUAAUAAAGGCAGAUCGUGCAGUAGCUGACAAUGGAACCAAAGAGGAGGAGAGUGGGUUCAGUGGCGUAGUCGAUGAUGAAGAAGAGCGUGUGAACAAAGCAGACUCCGUGGUUGACUCAUCUGUUAUGGAAUCUGUGCAUGUAGAUGUGGCAAAGCCAGGGGUUGUUGUUGUUGGAGACGUAGAGGGGAGUGAGGUUCUGGAAACUGAUGGUAACAUCGCCAGUGUGCAUAAUAAGUUUGAUCCAGUCGGCCAAGUGGAAGGUGAUGGACUUGAACUCCAAUCUGAUAAGGCCACCGAGGAGGGAGUAAAGAACUUGACUAGCGAAGGAGACUCUAAUGUGAACUCCUCUGCUGUGGAGACUGUGGAUGCGGAUAUCAAUGUUGCAGAACCAGGUGUUGUGGUUGUCGGGGUUCCGAAGGAGGCUGAAACCAAGGAGGAUGAUGAUGGCGCUGGUGAGGUUGACAAGGCCAUCCCAAAUAUUGAGAAAGCUGAUGACCUUACUGCUGCAUAUGAUGGAAAUUUUGAAUUGGCCGCUAAGGAAACAUCAGAGGCAGUCAGAGUAGAGCCUGACGAACCAAAGGUAGAUGUGAAGGAAGAAGAAGAAGAUCUACCUGUUUCUGAAAGUUUAACUGUAAAAGAGGAUUCAAAGCCAGCAGCUGAGUCACAGUUUGAGGCAAACUCUAACCCAGAGGUCCGCGAAGUUUCUGAAGGGGACAAUGCUGAAGAAGGUGGAAGUAAGAGCCCAGUCGCAGACAUUGUUUCUUCUCGUGAGUUUAGCGUUGAAAGCAAGGAAGUGGACCAGGAACCUUCUGGAGAAGGUAUUAUCGGGGUUGAUGGGUCUGAAAGUGAAGAAGAAACGGAGGAGAUGAUAUUUGGGAGCUCUGAAGCUGCAAAACAGUUCUUAGCAGAGCUGGAAAAGGCUUCUGGUAUUGAGGCCCAUUCUGAUGAAGCUAACAUUUCAAACAAUAUGUCGGACAGGAUUGAUGGCCAGAUUGUCACCGAUUCUGAUGAGGAUGUAGACACCGAAGAUGAAGGUGAGGAGAAAAUGUUCGAUUCUGCAGCUUUGGCGGCACUUUUGAAGGCAGCCACUGGUGGUGGAAGUUCAGAAGGUGGCAAUUUUACCAUAACAUCCCAGGAUGGUACGAAGCUUUUCUCCAUGGAUCGCCCUGCUGGUUUGAGUUCAUCUUUAAGGCCUCUGAAACCUGCAGCAGCUCCACGUGCAAACCGUUCCAACAUCUUUUCUACUCCUAAUGUCGCAAUGGUUGAGGAGAGUGAGGUUAACUUGAGCGAGGAAGAGAAACAGAAAUUAGAGAAGUUGCAGAGCCUCCGUGUGAAGUUUUUGCGGCUUUUGCAAAGGUUGGGGCAUUCAGCAGAAGAUUCAAUUGCCGCGCAGGUUCUUUACCGUCUUGCAAUACUUGCUGGGCGUCAAACAGGGCAGUUAUUCAGUCUUGAUGCUGCAAAGAAGAAGGCUGUAGAGUCUGAGGCUGAGGGAAACGAAGAUUUGAACUUCUCUCUAAACAUACUGGUCCUUGGAAAAGCUGGGGUUGGAAAAAGUGCUACGAUAAACUCCAUUUUGGGAAAUCCGAAGGCCUCCAUUGAUGCUUUUGGGCUCUCAACCACUUCGGUGAGAGAGAUUUCUGAAACAGUGGGUGGGGUCAAGAUUACCUUUAUUGAUACCCCGGGUUUGAAGUCUGCUGCGAUGGAUCAAAGUGCAAAUGCAAAAAUGUUGUCUUCUGUAAAGAAGGUAAUGAAGAGGUGCCCCCCUGAUAUUGUUCUCUAUGUGGAUCGACUUGAUACUCAGACCAGGGACUUGAACAAUUUGCCCUUGCUAAGGACGAUUACUGCUUCUCUUGGUACAUCCAUAUGGAAAAACGCCAUAGUGACAUUGACCCAUUCUGCUUCUGCCCCUCCUGAUGGCCCAGGUGGCAGUCCUUUGAGCUAUGAUGUGUUCGUAUCGCAGUGCUCACAUAUUGUUCAACAGUCUAUUGGGCAGGCUGUUGGUGAUCUACGUGUGAUGAACCCUAGUCUGAUGAAUCCAGUUUCUCUUGUUGAGAAUCACCCUUUGUGUAGGAAGAACCGGGAGGGAGUGAAGGUUCUUCCGAAUGGCCAAACUUGGAGACCUCAGCUGUUGCUAUUGUGUUACUCCCUGAAGGUUUUGUCAGAAGCAAAUUCUUUACUGAAACCUCAAGAGCCUUUGGACCAUCGUAAAGUAUUUGGCUUCCGAGUUCGAGCCCCACCUCUCCCUUACUUGUUGUCUUGGCUGUUGCAGUCCCGUGCACAUCCUAAGCUCCCUGCAGACCAAGGUGGUGAUAGUGUUGACUCUGAUAUCGAAAUUGAUGAUGUGUCUGAUUCUGAGCAGGAGGAUGGGGAAGGUGACGAGUAUGACCAGCUGCCACCAUUUAAGCCUCUGCGAAAAACCCAACUUGCAAAACUCUCAAAGGAACAGAGAAAGGCAUAUUUCGAGGAGUAUGAUUACCGGGUAAAGCUCCUGCAGAAGAAGCAAUGGAAAGAGGAAUUGAAGAGGAUGAAGGAAAUGAAGAAAAACGGGAAGAAGGUUGGUGAAAGUGUGUUUGGUUUUCCGGGUGAAGAAGAGGAUCCGGAAAAUGGUGGUCCAGCUGCAGUGGCAGUUCCAUUACCUGAUAUGGUCUUGCCACCUUCAUUUGACAGUGAUAACUCAGCUUACCGAUACCGUUUCCUGGAGCCCACUUCACAGCUCCUAACCAGGCCAGUUUUGGAUACCCAUGGUUGGGACCAUGAUUGUGGGUAUGACGGUGUCAAUGCAGAACACAGCCUUGCUAUAGCAAGCCGGUUCCCUGCCACAGCUACCGUCCAAGUCACCAAGGACAAGAAAGAGUUCAAUAUUCAUCUGGACUCCUCGGUGUCUGCUAAGCACGGGGACAGUGGAUCCACCAUGGCAGGGUUCGAUAUCCAGAAUGUAGGUAAGCAGCUUGCAUAUGUGGUCAGAGGAGAAACGAAAUUCAAGAACUUGAGGAAGAACAAGACGACUCUUGGAGGGUCAGUGACAUUCUUGGGCGAGAACGUUGCCACUGGUGUCAAACUGGAGGACCAAAUAGCUCUCGGGAAAAGGUUUGUGCUUGUGGGCAGCACAGGGACCAUGCGAUCACAGGGAGAUUCGGCCUAUGGUGCAAACCUCGAGGUCAGGCUUAAGGAAGCUGAUUUCCCAAUAGGCCAGGACCAACACUCGUUAGGGUUGUCUCUGGUGAAGUGGAGAGGCGAUUUAGCCCUCGGAGCCAAUCUACAAUCUCAAGUCUCUGUUGGAAGGCACUCGAAGAUAGCACUUCGUGCAGGGCUUAACAACAAGAUGAGCGGGCAGAUCACAGUCCGAACCAGCAGCUCGGAUCAGUUGCAGAUUGCUCUCACGGCCAUUCUUCCAAUUGUUAUGUCCAUCUACAAGAGCCUUCGACCAGAAGGGGUGAAUGACAAGUACAGCAUGUACUGA